AUGGCGUGCUCAAGAGACUACUUGAACAAAGGGUGGACGUUCCGCCAGAGCGACGACGACACUGCCGACGCCUGGCUUCCCGCCCAGGUUCCGAGCCAAGUUCACAUGGAUCUAUUGGCGAACAAGAAGAUCCCCGACCCUUUCCUCGACCUCAAUGAACUAUCUGUACGAUGGAUCGCGGAGAAGGACUGGACUUACAAGACGCACUUCCAGAAACCAGCUGGACCAGCGACAGAUGAGCCGGUUGUCACUGAUCUUGUCUUUGAGGGCCUGGAUACCUUUGCGACUGUCUUGCUGAACGGCAUGGAGAUCCUGAAAUCCGACAAUAUGUUCCUAUCACAUAGGGUCGAUGUUUCGAAUCACCUGAAGGACCAGAAUGAACUCGAGAUCACCUUCGACUCAGCCAUGCUUCGUGGUAGUGAGCUGGUGAAGGAACACAGCCGCGAGCACACUUUCUAUGUUCGCCAGACAGAAGUCAGUCGCGUCCCGGUGCGAAAGGCUCAGUAUAACUGGGGCUGGGACUGGGGUCCAAUUCUGAUGACCGCUGGGCCCUGGAAACCCAUCUAUCUUGAACAGUACGUCGCGAGAGUCGAUGACGUAUGGGCUCAGUGCGAGGUCAGCGAGGAUUUGAAGACCUGCUCAGGCCGAAUCUUCGCCAAGGUAGUAGCUACUGCAGACAAGGCAACCUCCUUCACCCUCUCUUUGACCCUGGAUGGGCAAAGCGUGUUGGAGCAGGAGUGCAGCGUGGACUCAGAUGGAAUUGCGCAGACCGAAUUUUCGGUUGAGAACCCUCAGCUCUGGUACCCAUUCGGUUACGGCAAACAAACCCGCUAUGAGUUGAAGGCAACCCUUGGUUCAUAUCACCAGGUCUCCAAACUGGUCGGCUUCCGGCGAACCGAACUCGUCCAACAAGAGGAUGCCUUUGGGAAAUCGUUCUACUUCCGGAUCAACGGCGCCGAUGUCUUCGCUGGCGGAUCGUGCUGGAUCCCUGGUGACAGCUUCCUCUCAAAUAUGUCUGCCGAACGAUACCACGACUGGAUGAAGCUGAUGGCGGAAGGCAACCAGAUCAUGAUCCGCAUUUGGGGUGGUGGGAUCUACGAGCAUGAUGCUCUAUUUGACGCAUGUGACGAGCUCGGUAUCCUCGUCUGGCACGAUUUCGCUUUCGCAUGCGCAUCCUACCCUACCUACGAUUCAUACUUGAAUUCAGUGGAGGAAGAGGCAAGACAGAAUGUCCGGAGGCUACGGUCUCAUCCUUCGGUCGUUAUCUGGGCUGGUAAUAACGAAGACUAUCAAGUCCAGGAGCGAUAUAAGCUGGAUUAUAACUACGCAGACAAAGAUCGCCAGUCCUGGUUGAAGUCGUCUUUUCCCGCGCGCUACACCUACGAAUAUCUGCUGCCCAAGAUAGUCUCUGAAGAAGAUCCGGAAAAGAUAUACCACCCCAGCAGCCCUUGGGGAGAUGGAAAGCCGACCGCGGAUGCAACCGUGGGUGACAUUCACCAGUGGAACGUAUGGCAUGGUGCGAUGCACCGUUACCAAGAAACCUUCAUGCUCGGCGGAAGGUUCAUCAGCGAGUUUGGAAUGGAGGCCUACCCGCAUCUUGAAACCACUCGCAACAUGAUCCCAAACCCCCAGCAACAGUACCCGGGGUCAAUGAUGAUGGACUUCCGGAACAAGGCCAUCGACCACGAGCGUCGAAUGAUCUCAUAUGUCGCGGAGAACUUUCAGAUCAAGUAUGAUCUUCCGUCAUACACUCAUCUGACCCAAAUCGUGCAGGCAGAGACUAUGCACUUUGCCUACAAGACGUGGCGGCGCGAAUGGGGAGCACCAGGUGCACGGAAAUGCGGAGGCGUGUUGGUCUGGCAGCUGAAUGACUGUUGGCCCACGAUGAGCUGGGCCGUUGUCGACUACUAUCUUGUCAAGAAGCCAGCAUUUUAUGCCAUUGCCCAUGCAUUGACGCCUCUAGCUGUGGGGAUAUCUACAACAUACCACCAAUGGACGGCUGGUCACGACGAUCCCACGUUGCCCUCCAGGGAUAUCAAAUUCGACCUAUGGAUCGCCAGUAGUCGGCUUCAACCUGUACAAGUUGACAUCACGAUACGGUUCAUCUCCAUCCGAACUGGCCAGGAUGUGUUGCCCCCCAAGAAACUCGACUCACUAACGGCGGAGUCGAAUAGCACGACCGAGGUCAUCAGAGACUGCAAGGUCGAGGCAACAGGCCCGCCGUUCGACCCCACGAGACCUUUUGACUUGGCCGCUUAUGAUCCUUAUGUGAUCCAUGCAGCUAUUUCAGCCGACAACAAGGUAGUCGCCACCGACAUAGCCUGGCCCCAGCCUCUGAAGUACCUUGACUUUUCCAGUCGUGAGGUGGUGUUCAAAGCCGUGUCCAGCAGCCGAGUCUCGAUCACGGCUACCCGUCCUGUAAAGGGUUUCGUUUUCGAAGAGACCCGAGCUACGAAGAAGCUCAGUGACAACGGCUUUGAUAUCAUUCCUGGCGAGAAAGUGGUUGUGGAUGUCAUGGGCGUGAGUGUAGAUUCGUUGCGCUAUACAUACAUCGGAGCGUCUGAGGGCUCUAUCGCUAUCUCCCUUACCUAG
This is a messenger RNA of Anthostomella pinea, 2592 nucleotides long. The record is from the annotation of a GenBank genome assembly. Lineage: Eukaryota; Fungi; Ascomycota; Sordariomycetes; Xylariales; Xylariaceae.